GAGACGUUCGCGUAGCUCGCCAUACUGCGUGAGCGAAUACGCUUAGAACUGCAUAUACAACGUAACUGGAUUUAUUAGGAGUAGCCUAAAAUCUAACUAAACAAAUUACUAACGGCAACUUUGAAAGGAUUUGCUUUUCUGUUUAUUUUUUUGAACUGAUUGGCUAUUGUAAGGAUCAAAAUUAAGGGCGAUUAUAAACCCUGUGCCUGGAGAAGACGGGACCACCGGAGUAGGGUUUCCUUUUGACAAAGAAAAGCUUUGAACUGGCUCCGUCCCGUUUGUUUUUGUUCUUCGUGGAGACUCAAAAGCAAUUGCGGUUGCCUUCAUCAGUUACUGCAACCAUUCUCAUCCUUAAACUGUAGAGUAGAAAUAACUCCGUGGGCAUGGGAGUCUAACUCGGUGAUGUUAGUGUACUUUCUUUGGAAAAAAAAAUACAAAGGAAAACAUAGUAUAAAAUAGAAUUUAUUAACCAAAAUAAAACGCAAACAUAAAACAAAUUUGACUACACGCUCGUAUUCUGCGGAGUGUCUUUUUUUUUUGUCCGUCUCGGAAUUCUACUUCUGGUCAACAAGGCAAAUGACCGAUCGGCCGUCGAAUUCUGAAAAUACAGUAGCGCGUUCAUAAUACGCUCCCUGUGAAACAAAAGAUCCAAUUCCACACCAUCGCGCUCCAGUCUCGAGCUUAGCUCCUCCCUGCGUGUAGCGGGUGACAGCUGGGAUCGCUGUGCACUAGUAAAGGAGGCUUCAUCUCCAAAUAGGAUGACUAGCAGCUUUUGUGGGAGAACUGCGUUCGGUAGCUGCGAAUGGUUCGGGACCGCUCCACUGUUAGUUCUUGGACGCCUUCUCGGUUCCGAUAAGGGAUUUAUUAAGAAUUGGGUUUAAAGUGGAUUCCACAUGGAUUUUUUCCAUACGAAGACCAAAAGUGCGUGCAGGCACGGUCUGUAAGGGAAAAGCGUAUAUUCUUCAGAGAUCUCCGAAAGUACCCCUACGCAUUUUCUUGCUGAACAUUUAUUUAAAUUGCUGCUCAUAGUUAGAACUGCCACAAAGCCGAAUCGUAAAUGGAUUACUAACAGGAAGACCUGCUGCUCUUCCUCGUAUUCCCGAGCGCUGUCCAUUCAUGAUCUGAAGGAAACAAGAAGAAAAUAAUGCUGGGUUCCUUAUCCGAAAGUCUCAUGCCAGCACAUUCCGAAUCUUAAGGGCGAAGUAACGAAGCGAUCCAGGUCGGACGGCGGCGGCGCCACCAUGAGGGCCGCGGCCUUGCUGCUGCACUUAGCGCUGCUGCAGCUCGCCAGGGCCGGCUUCCCAGAAGACUCGGAGCCAAUCAGCAUCUCGCACGGCAACUAUACGAAGCAGUACCCAGCGUUCGUUGGCCACAAGCCCGGCAGGAACAACACCCAGCGGCACAGACUGGACAUCCAGCUGAUCAUGAUCAUGAACCGGACUCUCUACAUCGCCGCCAGGGAUCACAUAUAUGCGGUGGACAUGGACACGGCAAACACAGAGGAGAUCUUUUUCAGCAAGAAACUAACAUGGAAGUCCAGGCAGGCCGACGUGGACACCUGCAGAAUGAAGGGGAAGCACAAGGACGAGUGUCACAAUUUCAUCAAGGUCCUCCUGCAGCAGAACAACGACACCCUGUUCGUGUGCGGGACCAACGCGUUCAACCCCUCCUGUCGGACGUACAAGAUGGACACCCUGGACGCCCUCAGUGAAGAGAUCAGCGGGAUGGCGCGCUGCCCUUACGAUGCCAAGCACGCCAACGUGGCCCUGUUCGCUGAUGGAAAGCUUUACUCCGCCACAGUAACAGACUUCCUGGCGAUCGAUGCGGUCAUCUAUCGCAGCCUGGGAGACAGCCCGACCCUGCGCACGGUCAAGCACGACUCCAAGUGGCUCAAAGAGCCGUACUUUGUGCAAGCCGUGGACUACGGGGAUUUUAUCUACUUCUUCUUCCGAGAAAUCGCCAUGGAGUACAACACAAUGGGGAAGGUGGUGUUCCCGCGGGUGGCGAGGGUGUGUAAGAACGACCGGGGCGGCUCCCAGAGGGUGCUGGAGAAGCAGUGGACCUCCUUCCUCAAGACCCGCCUCAACUGCUCCAUCCCCGGCGACUCCCACUUCUACUUCAACAUCCUGCAGGCCGUCACCGACGUCAUCCACGUCAGCGGGCGCGACGUCGUCAUGGCCACCUUCUCCACGCCUUACAACAGCAUUCCCGGCUCGGCGGUGUGCGCCUACGACAUGGCCGAGAUCGCCCUCGCCUUCACCGGACGCUUCAAGGAGCAGAAGUCGCCCGACUCCACCUGGACCCCCGUCCCGGAGGACAAGGUGCCAAAACCAAGGCCCGGCUGCUGUGCCGGCACGGCGUCCGUGGAGCGCUACAAGCUGUCCAACGAGUUCCCGGACGACACGCUGAACUUCAUCAAGAUGCACCCGCUGAUGGACGAAGCCGUGCCCUCCAUCACCAACCGGCCGUGGUUCCUCAAGACCAUGGUGCGAUACCGCCUGACGCGCAUCGCCGUGGACACCGCCGCCGGGCCGCACCGGAACCACACCGUGGUCUUCCUCGGGUCGGAGAAGGGCAUCAUCCUCAAGUUCCUGGCCCGCAUGAGCGGCGGCUUCCUCAACGACAGCCUCUUCCUGGAGGAGCUCAGCGUCUUCAACCCGGAGAAGUGCAGCAUCGACGGCGUGGAGGACAAGCGCAUCGUCAGCAUGCAGCUCGACAGCCCGGGCCGCGCCCUGUUCGUGGCCUUCUCCUCCUGCGUGGUCCGCGUGCCGCUGUCCCGCUGCGAACGCCACGGCCGCUGCAAAAAGUCCUGCAUCGCGUCGCGGGACCCCUACUGCGGCUGGGUGGCGGAGGGCGCGUGCCGGGAGGUCGGCCCGGACACAAAAUGGGCGUUCGAGCAGGACGUGGAGCACGGCAACACAGAUGGACUGGGCGACUGCCAAAAUUCCUUCGUGGCGCUAAAUGACGUUCUGUCCUAUCCGCACAAGCACGAAAGGUCUCGAAACUCACACCACGGCCGCGCCACCUUCCCCUCACACACCAGCGCCCCCCCCCCUCCCGAGCGGGGGCCCCUGGGCCACGGCCGCAUGGUGGAGCAGAAGGACCCGCCGCUGCCGUCCGAUAAGAGGGACCCGUACGUGGCGGUGCCGCCCCACACCCAGCAGGACGCCAACGGGGUGAUCCGUGAGAGCUACCAGAAGGGCCGCGAGCAGCUGGUCCCCGUGACGCUGCUGGCCAUCGCGGUCAUCCUGGCCUUCGCCAUGGGCGCCGUCUUCUCCGGCAUCGUGGUGUACUGCGCGUGCGACCACCGGCGCCGCGCCCUGGAGCUGCCGGGCUCCCGCAAGGACAAGGACGCGGCGGCGGCGGCGGCGGCAGCCUCGCGGCGCGGCUCCAUGAACAGCGUGACCAAGCUGACGGGGCUGUUCGAGACGCAGGCGAAGGACGGCGGGCGGCCGGACGCCAUCCUCACCCCGCUGAUGCACGGCGGCCGCGCGGCCUCCGCCAACGGCAACGGCAAGGCGGCGCUCCGGGCCGACCACCAGCACCACCUGGACCUGGCGGCGCUGCCCACGCCCGAGUCCACGCCCAUGCAGCCGCGCCGCAAGCCCAGCAGGGGGAGCCGCGAGUGGGAGCGCAACCAGAACCUGAUCAACGCCUGCACCAAGGACCUGCCGCCCAUGGGCUCGGCCGUCAUCCCCACCGACCUGCCGCCGCGCGCCUCGCCGGGCCACAUCCCCAGCGUGGUGGUGCUGCCGCAGCACCAGCACCAGCACCAGCACCAGCACCAGCAGGCCUACCAGCACGAGUACGUGGAGCAGCCGCACCGCGCCGACCUGGGGCCCCUGGGCCUGGACGACCAGGCCGCCACGCUGGAGUACAAGGCCCUGAAGAGCCCGUGCCACGGCCUGGGCCUGGGCCUGGGCCUGGGCCUGGGGGAGAAGGACGGCGCGCCCCCCCGCGUGCCCCAGCGCGAGGCCUCGCUGUCCGCGCCCGCCCCCGUGCCCCAGAUGGGCAAGCGGCUGGAGGUGCACUCCUCCAUGUACGGGCACGAGUACAAGCGGGGCUACCCGCUCAGCGCCCAGGCCAAGGGCUCCGCCCUCAAGAAGCACAACACCAACUCGUCCAACUCCUCGCACCUGUCCCGCAACCACAGCUUCGCCCGCGUGGAGAAGCCGCCCCCCGCCCCGCAGAGGGUGGACUCCAUGCACAUGGCGGGCCCCUCGCCGGGGGCGUCCCUGUCCCGCCAGCCCAGCGUCAGCUCCUACGGCUCCCUGCCCCGCGGCGGGGGCAAGCACCUAAAACCCGACGUCCCGCCCAAGCCCUCCUUAGUCUCCCUCUCCACAAACAUCAAGUCCAACGACUCGUGCACAUAAUCGCCCCGGCAACCGGUAACCGAAACAACCGCCACCGCCCAUGCCGCGCCCACUUCGUUCCUCGUCAGUGUACAGCAAAUACAACACACUUUAAAAAAGAUGUUUUUAAAAAAAUAUAUAUAUAUAUCUAUACGAAACGGUUGUCGUGAAGCUCUCAGGCUGUUGAAUCGUGGUUCCUGGAACAAAACAAAAACAAAAAAAAAAAGAAGUGGAAUAUUUGCUAUCGAAACGAAAUGACAAAAUGACUUUCGCCGAUAUUUCGUCAACAACAAAAAAAAAAAAAGCGAAGUCAUUCUGUAGCAUUCUGGAGCGACGUCUGUGUUGUACUUGAGGAGCGGCACAGUGACUCGAUGGAUGUUUUAUUUUUAGUUUUUUUUUCUUUUCUUUUUUUUUUUUAAAAACAGGCUGCCAAAAGCACAUUUGAGCGGUGAAAGCGGGAGUCUCGGAUUGAAAGUGGGAGGCCGGGUGGAGGACCGAACUCGCACUUGGGCACAUUGCUCUCGGACUGCAGCGCUGGCUGGGGCUGACUUUGUGUAGACGACUGUGAAAAUGCCUCUCAGUGUUACGGCUGCCAGCCACCGCAAUCAAGCUCUUUUUCGGCUGAGGCCUCGACCCGAAAAAAUAAAUAAAUCAGCUACUGUACUGGUUACUGGAUAACAUGUGACUGUUAAUACUAAUAGCUCAUUGUAUUUAUUAUUUAAUAAGUGCUUUUUGGAAAAAAGAAAAAAGAGAGAGACAAGACUUUUUUUUAGGCUCAGAAAAAGGAAACAUUUAAUAUGAAUUAAUCGAGUGUGAAUUUAUUUAAAGUCAUAAAACUGGAGCCAGUAAAAGUUUUUUUUGUUUUGUUUUAGUUUUUUUGUCAAAUUGGUCCGUUGACUGUGUAGGACCUCGGCUUUUAAAGCUUGGGACAAGCGUGACCUCUGGUUGUGCGGGGGGUGGGGUGGGGUGGGAUAUUUAUUUACCUGUGCCAGGUGGCUCGUGAGCAGAGCCGGGACGUUCCAGGAGUCGACCGUCCCACGACAGAAGCGGACCGACCGACGCACGGAACUCCCUCGACCUCAUCGUCGCCUCUCCAUCGACCUCUCUCCGCCCCGCCCGCGCCAGAGAGCUGCAGGUCCACUGCGGGCCAGUCGAGGGUCACUGUUUUUUGCAUGUAAAAAAAUGCAAAGGGGGAACAAAAAAAAAUGAAUAGAAAAAUCACACACAAAAACAAGAAAACGUGUGAAAGGGUAAGUUUUCUGCCAGGUUUUUUGGAAAGUAUCGUCUUUUGCCAGAUAAAGAAAGGAGGUAUCAACUCUAGUCUUCUCACGUGGGCCUUUCAUGGGAAUUCAUCUGUUAAUAGCCUGUUUAUCUUCCACAUGUAAAUGUGUGCCUUACACCCAAAGUAGUGGUUUCUUUAGCUGUUAAUUAUGUUUCCUGGUAGAUUUUACGAAGAGAUAUUUCCCCUUGUCGAGGCAAAGAAUGUAGGUGUUCUUGUUGUAACUCUGGUCCCUAGGAAUAUUCGGAAAAGGGGAAGGGGGUUGGACGGUGAUAACCCCCUCGUUCUUUUUUUGUGGUUCCUUUUUUUUUUCGGAUUGUGCCAACGAUGCGCUUGAAGAAAUCCCUUUCCGUUGUGCUGGCAGUGUCGACAAUGUUGUGGGUGUUUGUUUUUUAAUCCAUCAGGUCCCGAUAUUCUUUUUGGCUCUCAUCUUUUUGCUGUUUGGUAGAGUGAUUAAUGUACGUUUCUGCAAAGGCCUCCUUGUGUUCAACAGAUGCACUGCAAUAACAAACCACACAUUUUUUCGGCCACACCAAUGGUAUAUCGAUAAGACACCGGCUUUCUAGUGUAAAUGAUAAAACUCGAUUUCUAGGCAGUUAAAAAAAAAAAAAGAAGCAGGCUGGUUCCUGCGGUAACAAAAACCUCCUCGAAUAAAAUUAGGCAAAUAUAUUUUAACCCCCUUUUAUAAAAACCAAGUUUCAGCAAUUGAAACAGAUUAGUAUGAUUAAUCUAUUAACUCUCUAUAUCGAUGUGCUAUACGGGAGGGUUUUAUCGGACUAUUUUUUGUUUAUUUGUGGAUUUUUACAUGAUAUUUCACGUGAUGUGUAUCACCAUCGCUCCCAGAUGGGCAGAUCGCUCGCCCAGUUGUCUUUCUGCAGAGAGAGGCGAGCAUCGAACCCUUCGACGGGUUUCCUAUAACAAACGAGAGAAGCGAGCCAUUACCUGUGGUCGUGCAGCCAAUGUGAAAUUAACACGUAGGAUUUUACCCCCCCUGCCCCCCCCCCCCAUCGGUUUCCGUAAAGGAGUAAUCGUGUUUCUUUAACCGAAUUGUACAUAGACGCUUGUAGGGUUUUGAGUGCAUUGACUGUGUCAUGCAUCAGAAUAUACCUUGUGAAGGGACCUUCGUUCCUGUUCCUUUCUUUUCAGUAGUGCAGAUGGCAUCUAUGCCCACAGUUUGGAUGGUGUCUGUUGACCGUGGGCUGUUUUUGGUGUGCCUUUGUCUUUCACCCUUGCUAUACACUGCUAGAUGCAACCGAGUCAAACUCUCAAAAUCGUUUCUAAUUUGUAAGCUUGUAAAAUAUUGUGAUGUCACCAGGUUUUUUGCCCUUCACUUCUUUAACAUUUGAUUCACAGCUAAAUGUAUGUUGUAAAGAAAUUCUCUUUAAUAAAUGAAAAAAAUGUAAUAAAAACAAAAACUAAG
Molecule: messenger RNA, 7051 nt
Organism: Anguilla anguilla (European eel)
Lineage: Eukaryota; Metazoa; Chordata; Actinopteri; Anguilliformes; Anguillidae
Gene: sema6a
Product: sema domain, transmembrane domain (TM), and cytoplasmic domain, (semaphorin) 6A
Exons: 21
Coding region: 1242-4373 (1043 amino acids)
Biological process (GO): negative chemotaxis; neural crest cell migration; semaphorin-plexin signaling pathway
Molecular function (GO): chemorepellent activity; semaphorin receptor binding
Source: RefSeq, a predicted model, not a curated record